Messenger RNA from Amblyraja radiata (thorny skate), 2248 nucleotides. It is a transcript of the gene nags, whose product is annotated as N-acetylglutamate synthase. The coding region runs from base 23 to 1756 and encodes 577 amino acids. The record is from RefSeq and is a predicted model, not a curated record. Gene Ontology annotation, molecular function: L-glutamate N-acetyltransferase activity, acting on acetyl-CoA as donor. Gene Ontology annotation, biological process: L-arginine biosynthetic process; glutamate metabolic process. NCBI's taxonomy places the organism in Eukaryota, Metazoa, Chordata, Chondrichthyes, Rajiformes, Rajidae. Gene Ontology annotation, cellular component: mitochondrial matrix. The transcript is spliced from 8 exons.
AGGCUUGGGUGGGUGGUGCCGUAUGUCCAACCCCCCAGGCACCAGGUUGCUGCUGGUAAACACACACUCCCGAUUGACGGCUCGGCAACUUUUACAGGGCCGGGACCCAGACUCGGAGGUGCAGAGGCAGAUCAUGGCUUCAGCGACCUCGGCGUCAGCCGGCAGCCGUGCGGUGGCCACAGCCGGCCGUCUCCUCUCGUCCAAACGAGCCGCGCCGUGCGGUCCGGGACUCCGCCGGCUCAGCGCGGUGCAAGCGGGCCGGAGCUGCAAACUGCGCGGCGCUCCCUUGCAAGACGUGGACCGCUCGGCGCCGCUGGUCGCUCACCACCAGAUCGCCCGCUCCCUGGUCUACAAAGACGUCAGGAUGUUCCUGAACGAGAUUGGCGCCGACCCCCGGGAAGCCCGCUACUGGCUCACCCAGUUCCAGAACGCCAGCACCAGGCUCUUCGCCGUGGUGGAAGUGGAUGAAGAGAUCUUUUGCUCGAAAGAGAUGGUGUCCAGUCUGGCGUUUGGCUUGGCAUUCCUGCAACGUAUGGACAUGAAGCCUGUUGUUGUAAUCGGAUUAUCUAGUCAGUACAGUGAAGAAACGUCACAUUCAUUUGCGGAAACUAAAUCCUUACUACUGAGGAAUUGCAAGAUCCUGACUGACGCACUGCACAGGAACUCAGCUGUCACCAUGCCGUUUUUUAAUGGCGGGGCCAUGCUCCAUGCAAAGAGGCCUUCAUUUCCCAAUAGAUUUGGGAGCGUUGUUUCAGUUGACGAGCAGCUACUAAGUUGGAGCUUGGAGUUGGGUCACAUUCCUAUCAUCUGCUCUGUGGGAGAGACCUCCGAUGGACAACUGGUGCCUUUAAAUUCCUUGGGUGUCACGGCACACAUUGCAAAGAUCAUGCAGCCUCUGAAAGUGAUGUUUCUGAACAACUCGGGAGGUCUUCGGGACAGUAAUCAAAAGUUUCGUCGUUGUCAAAACGCUGCUUCAAGUGCCAACGUGCGUUUUCAGGGUCGGACUAUCUCUGUUGGUACCAGCUGUGAGGAGAGUCUACAGGUGGUGGGACAGGUCAAUCUUCCAUCUGACCUCGAUCUUCUAUCAAAUACUAACUGGAUUACUGACAAAGAGGAACAGAAAGCCAAGGUGAUAACCGAUCUGCUCAACCACAUGCCCUCAGAAUCUUCUGCAGUCAUCACAUCAGCCGACACCAUUCUCGCAGAGCUCUUCAGUCACAAAGGAGCGGGAACUCUUUUCAAAAAUGCAGAACCCAUCCGCAAGUAUACAAACCUUGAGGAAAUAGACACAGGCCGUCUAAUAAUGCUCAUAAAUAAAUCUUUUGGGAAAGAGCUAUACGAGGACUACAUGUCAGCAAUAAAGCCCAAGCUACAUUCUGUUUAUUUGUCUGAAGGGUACAGUGCCGCUGCAAUUAUCACCACAGAAGCUGUCUUGAAUGGGAUGCCCUAUCUUGAUAAAUUUGUUGUCAGUACGAGUAAACGGGGCCAAGGGACGAGUCUGAUGUUAUGGGAAUGUAUUCAACAGGACUUUGAGUCACUUUUUUGGAGAUCAAGAGCAACAAACAGAAUCAACCCUUGGUAUUUCAAGCAAUGUGAUGGAAGCUUUACAACUGGACAAUGGAUAGUAUUUUGGUACGGCCUAUCGAAUAUGCGUGAAUCUUACGACUUGGUGGACUAUGCUGAAAAUUUGCCCGAUUCUUUUAUCAAACCAAAGGUGCCUGUAAAUGAGCAAACUUCUUCUCUGACAGAAAACUAAAUUGCUUCACUUAAUGCAUUAUUAUUUUUUUCCAUCUAUGUCCAAAAAACAAUUGUACUGCAAGGUUAGACAUGCUUCAGUUUAUUGCAAAGAUUAUUGGUUUGAAUCGCUCUUUUUUUACAAGCUUACCUUCAAAUACUAAUUAUGGUAAAAGAGGGGUGACGUCUACUUAAAUUAACCAUGCUUUUGUGAAUAAAACUAAAGCUAAUGAAACCUCCAGUAACGUGAUGGUUUUAAAGCUAACUUCCCUAGUCUGUCACUGGAUUUUAAUAUUUUGUGAUCGAUGGUAACAAAGUAAUUAGUAAGCAUUCUUUAAUUAAAGCUAGAUCAAGUAUAACAGGGAAGCUUAUGACCAAGUUUAUCAAAAACCUGACUAAAUGACUCGGUUAGAUUGCCUUGGGAGACAAUUGAGCAUCUAUUUUGGCAGGAAGAGGGGUCGGGUUGAUUUUGGGAAAGAAUGAACACAAAGUGCAAUCUAUUAGAAGUCAGUUU